CCAUAUGAACAUAAGAAAAUCCAGGAAGGUAAGAACCUGGACAUGCCCACGUCCAGGUUCAUUCCAUCCAAACGAUCCCAAUAUAUCCAUCAUUUCUUGGCUGUUUCUUUUUUCUGCAACCUCAAAACCUUCUUCUCACUGUAUCUGAGCAAAACCCAUUUGCCAUUUCUUUACAAAAAAAAAAAAAAUAAUAAUAAUUAUAUUAUUUUUUUCCCUAGAGAGAUUUGAAUUUAGAGGGAUCGAUGAGGAAUAAUAUUAAUAGCUGCGGUCCAAGAAAAACAGAGAAAAAUGAAACGUAUCAUGCGAUCCAUAAACUACCUCCUGGUGACAGCCCUUAUGUCAGAGCCAAGUAUUUCCAGUUGGUCGAGAAGGAUCCGGAAGCCGCAAUAGUCUUAUUCUGGAAGGCAAUAAACACGGGAGAUAGAGUAGACAGUGCACUCAAAGACAUGGCGGUUGUUAUGAAACAACAAAAUCGAGCCGAAGAAGCAAUCGAAGCUAUAAAAUCUUUCAGAGAUCGGUGCUCCAAAAAUGCUCAAGAAUCACUAGACAACGUGCUUAUUGAUUUAUACAAGAAAUGUGGUAACAUAGACGAUGAAAUCGAGCUGCUGAAGCAGAAGUUAAGGAUUAUUGGCCAAGGAGAAGCCUUUAAUGGAAAACCUACAAAAACGGCUCGUUCGCAUGGACGGAAAUUUCAGGUUACCGUUAAGCAAGAGACAUCUCGAAUACUGGGGAAUUUAGGUUGGGCGUAUAUGCAGCAAAUGAACUAUACUGCAGCAGAGGCCGUUUAUCGAAAAGCACAGCAAAUAGACCCAGAUGCAAACAAAGCCUGCAAUUUAUGCACGUGCCUUGUAAAACAAGAAAGGUAUACCGAAGCAAGAUCGAUUCUUGAAAACGUGUUGAAAGGCGAACUUCCAGGUUCCGAUGAUCCGAAAUUGAAGAAUCGUUCGGAGGAGCUUUUGAAGGAGUUGGAAAAUUCGAUUAAAUCUUCAAUAUCCGAUUCUUCGGCUUCUUCGGGUAUAAGUUUAGAAGAUGCGUUCAUUGGUGGACUUGAUCAGUUGAUGAACAGCUGGAACCCCGUUAGAUCGAAAAGACUCCCGAUUUUCGAAGAAAUUAUAUCGUACAGAGAUCAAUUGGCAUGUUGAUCUUUUUUUCCCACUCUGUUUCUUUACCGACUGACAUAUUUUACGUUAAAAAAAAUAUGAUAGAUUGGUAAAUGAAGAAAGAUACAAUUUUUAUGAAGAAUAAAGUGUUUGCUGAGGUUAUUUGCAAAAAAUAUAGUUUAUACCCCUCGAGUUUGCAUUGAUUUCACAUCUGGUCGCCCAUGUUCACAGAAAAAACAUUUGGUUCCUAUGUUUCAAUAAUUUUAACAUUUAA
Molecule: messenger RNA, 1374 nt
Organism: Erythranthe guttata (spotted monkey flower)
Lineage: Eukaryota; Viridiplantae; Streptophyta; Magnoliopsida; Lamiales; Phrymaceae
Product: Tetratricopeptide repeat (TPR)-like superfamily protein
Molecular function (GO): protein binding
Source: RefSeq, a predicted model, not a curated record